Cuculus canorus (common cuckoo) is the source of this 3773-nucleotide messenger RNA. RefSeq names its product INO80 complex subunit C (gene INO80C). The coding region runs from base 29 to 592 and encodes 187 amino acids. The record is from RefSeq and is a predicted model, not a curated record. Gene Ontology annotation, cellular component: Ino80 complex. Gene Ontology annotation, biological process: chromatin remodeling. Lineage: Eukaryota; Metazoa; Chordata; Aves; Cuculiformes; Cuculidae. The transcript is spliced from 5 exons.
GGGGGGGGGCGGGGUGGGAAAGGGAGACAUGGCGAGUCUGAUCCCCUCAGCGGCGGCGUCUUCUUCUCCCGCCGGCGCUCCAUCCCGUAGUAAGAAGCGUCCGGCAAGCCCGGGCACUGGCAGCGGUCCCUCUAAGAAGAAGAAAGCGGCAGCGCCGGGAGGCUCGCAGAGUGCAGGUGGAGAGACUGUGAAUGAAAACAAAUUUCUGAACACAGACUCCAGCACAGGAUCAGUGGAAACAACUGUCAAGCCCUUACCAUUUAAAGAUCCAAACUUCAUCCACUCCGGCAUUGGUGGAGCAGCAGCUGGCAAGAAGAACAGAACUUGGAAGAACCUAAAACAAAUUCUUGCUUCUGAAAGGGCAUUGCCAUGGCAACUAAAUGAUCCGAGCUACUUCAAUAUUGAUGCUCCUCCUUCCUUUAAGCCUGCCAAGAAAUAUUCGGACAUUUCAGGACUUCCGGCAAACUACACAGAUCCCCAGAGCAAGCUGAGAUUUAGUACUAUUGAAGAAUUUGCCUAUAUUCGGAUGCUCCCUUCAGAUGUGGUUACAGGAUACCUGGCUCUAAGGAAAGCAACAAGUAUUGUUUCUUGAAGAGACCAAAUACUGUUGUGUAUCACUUGUGAACAGUGCUGAUUCUGAGAAUCAUGAUUGAAACCAUCUGUUGGAGUGAGGUUCCUUCAAAAUAUCCGUGGGUAUUUGCAUCUGGAAGUAGUUGAUGAUACAUGGAUUUGAAGAACAUAUGGAUUCAAUUUUGAUAAAUGCUGAUAUUUGUUAGUCAAUUUCUAAGCCAUUUGGUUUGAUGAACAGAAUAACAGACCUUAAGGAUACAUCUGCACUGUAGUGUCUGAGUUAUAUUAAUUUCCAUAGAGACAAGAUUUCAUCUCCACCCUGUAUAUUUUGUGUACUGCUGUGACUCAGAAGAAACAAGCAUUUGAAUUAAGGAAAAGGUACCAAGAUAUCCCAUCUUCUAAACGUGUCUUGCUAGAUGUGCUUGCUGCUUGGUCAUGAAGAGGUUUGUCCCAUCUGUAGAAUGAGGCUAAGAUAUCUAGCAAGUGCUGCUGUUGUGAUGACUGUUAGUGGUACUGAACACUGUGGAAAUGAACAGCUUCACACAAAUAUUUGCAUUGAAGAACUGUCAGCAUAAAUAAAGUUGGACUGAAAGUUGUUUUUAAAAUAUCCUAAUGAAUAUGCAUAACAGCAUCAAAUAUUCAGGUAACUCUUAAUCAUGACACCUUGGUUUUAAGUGCUUCAUUUCACAAGCUGACUGUUCUUCUACCUUUUCUAAUUAGUAUAAAGUUAGGACUAAUUAGUACAAAAAUGUACUAAUUUUGUGGACUUUUUAAAAAUGAUGCUAAAACAAGCAGGAAAUCCACUGUCCAGUGGCACUCUGACACCUAGAUGGUCUUCAGCAAAGCAAGACCUCCCAUGGCAGAAUGCUGACCUUGGCAUCGUGAGGUAGCAGAAGAAUAACCUAUAGCAACUGAACAUUGUCACCUUUUCGACGAAGAAUACUGAAGGAGAGUUUGGAGUCUCCCUAGAGGGGCCUGCUAAGUAUACGCCAACGCUACAAUGACCAAGAUUUCCUGAAACUAAGUGUGGGGCAAGGAGGCAGAAGGUUUUCUGCAAAUUCUUUCUUUUUGUCCUCUGUCUUAUGACCAGCUGCUGAUUUUUUGCGUUCUCAGUUCUGCAUCUUUGUCCCAGCUUUGGACUCUUGUCAUGUUUUAAUCUGGACUCCCAAGUUCAGGCUCAGCCAUUCCUAGCCUCCAGCCACCUGGCCUUCAUGCCCACACAACACCAACUGCCCCAUAGCUGGGGCACUUACCUCCUUAGCUCUCUGAGUCAGUGGGUGUUAGCCAGAAAGGCAGCUAGGCCAAGUUACCACUUGCUAUGGGAAUGUUCUCCUGUGUGCAAAACUGCCAAGUGAAGGACUUGUCCCAUACCUUGUGAGUCCCGGACUGCCCAGGUCACUAAGGAGAAGAGACACUGGUCACGGGACAGCAGUCCUAUCUCACCUGAGCUCCAUCAUGGACCCUGGGAUCUUGUGCAAGGCGCCUCUUCUCUCUGAGUGCACAAGCUUCAGGCAGCGGUGACUAGUUAAUGUCUAAGCUGCAUCUUGAUUGCACAUUUUUAUAGACAUGAUAAUUAUUAAAACUUUAUUUUUUUUUCUUAUUGAAUGAAUAAAUAUGCAGUGUAUUACUCGUGCUAGUUUAAUUUCUACUCCAAAACAGGAAAAACUAUAAAGGGACACAUUGUUUAAUGAAAUUCUGUGCGACUCAUUCCUCAGUUUCUGUGAUCUAAUAUUUACAAAACCAAAGUAAUUUGAAAAGUCUUUGACAGGCUUACAAUAGAUCCUUCAAAGCCCUGGAUACCAGAUAAUGCUACAACUGUAUCACAGAACAAAAAAGAAUAAGACAGGAUGUCUCUCUUCAUGCCAGUAAGCAUCCAAGCCACGUUCUCUUUGCAUCCGAGUUUUAGAAUGGAUGUUUUUGACUUACUUUACGUACUAAAGAUGUGUUUAUAAGAUAAGCUUAACACUGAUAUGAAAAGAAAACACACAGAACUGCUGUAAGAUCAUUUGUGCUUUAAAUAAGCAGACAGUUCAGAAAAUUGUAUUUCAACAGCCUGUUCUCUCCUACAAAUAUUUGUAACAUUCUUUGGGAAUGACCGUUUAAGAACCCAGGCUCCCUCACCAUCCGAAGCGUUCCACACGCUCUUGGGCUGUAUAUUAAGAUGUUGCUUCUCAACUAAUUUCUACUGUGCAGUGUUUAUACAUUCCAUUUUCAAAACCUAAGUGUUCUACUAAUCAAUAGGCAUAAAAAUAGUAAAUACAGCUUAGAUGUGGCAAAAACUUUAGCCAUUCUUCCCUCAAUGUUUUCUUUCCAUAUGGUGGCUGCCAGAUUCCCUUUCCUUUCCUUGUUUCUUCCUUUGUUAGCGUGUAGCCUUUUUUUUCUUAGUACUACCUCGGUUUUACUAAUUAGGCUGUGCAGUGCUCACGCCAAGAGUGAUGAGUCAGCCAUCAGCACCAUUCAGCCUUACACUGAUCAACAACAGCUUACUAUGUGGAACAAUCAAAACAAAUUUGUUCUAGCAUGACGCUGAGGACAGAAAAGAUUUAGGAGCCAACCUGUACGCUGUUGUUCGGUAUGAGUAGGUUCUUUUUGGGAACAACAUGUGGACCUGAUGCUCUCAUCAAUGCCUUCUGUGAAAGAACUGAGCAAUACCUACCUUGCUGCAUAUAAAAGAAAACAAGGGUAAGUGAAGAGCUAGUCUGUGCCACAGAGUAGUUUUAAAGUAUGUUUUAUUGCCAGUUUUAGAAGUGAAAAUUGAGUAGUACGUUUAUAUUUAAAUUUACUUAUAGGACAUUAUUUAGAUAAACAAAAAUAAUUUAAAUUCAAACUGAAAGAGGACCAAAGAAAGGAAUUUGGAAAGAGAAACAGUGAUAAAUAACAUUUCAGACUUGGAAGAAAGUAUAUUUUUACUAAUAGUACUGCCACAUCUGUAAAGCAGAAAGCCAACAGUCAGAGUGAGGAGUAAUUUGUUCCAGUACAACCAUUACUACCUGUGAAGUAUCAUCUGAAUGUGUUUGUUAAUACAUACCAUGGAUGGCUUCAGCCUCACAGGCAUUUGCAUUAGUAUGUUCCCCUGUCACCCCACUCCAUUGCCUCUGUAACGACUUGCAGCACACCAAUUGCUAAGCUCCCACAGAAAUCCCAGUGACAUUGAUGGGAAGUGAGUUUGUCCAGCAACCUGCAAGGUACAGUCCAACUGGCAA